UCCAAUUCCAAUUCCAACCUUGCCAGUGCACUUUUCCCACCUGCUGUACUGUACAUACAUACACAGACAGACCCACAAACAGGCUGGGUGGUGCUGGGUACACUGCUGGGCUCGCGACCACUUGGGCUGUCAGAGAGAGUUCCGCCUUCUGGUUGGCAAUAUGGACGAUGUUCUGAAGUGGUGUGUCGAGGAAAUUGCGUUGGAAGGUGCCGAAGCUGAGGCCAAGAAAGACCUCAAGGCCGAACCAGCCGAAGGAAUCUUGGAGAUCGUGAGAACUUUACCCGGCAAGCUGGACAAGCACUUGCAGAGCUACCUAUGGUCCUUGGUGAUAAGAUUGAAUGAUAUACAAGCCCUCGCCGUUGACGAUGAGCGCAUCGGUAACCUAUCGACUGACGUGAAGCGAAAGAAAGAUAACCGCAAAGACCCAGCACAGGACAAGUUAAAGUCAGGUGGCAAUGAAAUUCCACAUGAACUAUCGUAUACGGAUGCGGUGGGCCGUUAUGGGGCACGCAUACGACUGGUCGCGAAGGAAACAGUUCGGCGAACAACUAUACUCCUGGGAAUCGAUUCGAACACCAUCAGACUGUCUCAAACAGUCUGGGACACUCUAGCGAUCAUUGCGCAAUCUCGAGCAAUAGGCAAAACCCAGGCUGAACUUGCGAAAGCACUAGAUCUUGAUCCUCGCUCCAUGUUCUAUUAUGUUAAGGGUCUCCUGGCGGCCAAACUUAUUGUGAAAUAUCCUGUGGUCAUCAACGGAGCCUUCACGAACAACUGCGUACUCAAACGAUAUGCGGUACGCAAUGAGGCAUACCUGGAAUUCAAGAAAGAUCAUUUGCGAAAAUCAAAAGGAACUAGCGAUGAGGACUUCAGCGCUUUGACCGAAUCGGACUUCACCUUCGCGUCCAGCAUGGCCUUACAACCGACAGGCACUCAGGGUAAAACUUACUACACCGAUCUGCUUAAGCACAGGGUGACGCAAAUCCUGAAGAAUGCCAGAAAUCAAGUGAUGGUUCAAAGUGACCUGAUGGAUGCCUUGAAAAUAGGCGCCAACAACGACAGAUCUGCACGAAAAUGGUUCAAUCGGACAAUAGAUGCGCUAGUGAGAACAGGAUUCCUUACCCGCGUGCUUGUCCCUCGCCUAAGAUCCGGGGUGGAUGUGGGAAACGGCGAUCGAUGCGUUAAACUCGUCAAUAUCUUUGUCCCGCGGCCAAUUGAAACGGGUAGUCCCCUUACCAAGCAAGCGAAGACGUCUUAUCGUGUGAAGCAGCUGGCUGGAGAUGCGGAUAAGGAGAUGGUGUUAGGAGAGGGAGGGGUCCUUGCUGAUUUGCCAUUGGAAUGGCAGGUAUAUCGUUUAAUUGCUUUGUCUGGAGAACGUGGCACAACGUCAGGGAUUAUUCAACGCUCUCUGAACAAUCUCGGAGAACGAAUUCUUGACAAAAUUUUGAACAAAAUCGUAAAACCUUUGACAGCUCCACCGGAGGUCAUAGGCGCAAUUCGGGUGGCGGAGUUCGCCGGUCGAGAGAGGCGGUAUCGUUAUUUCUCACCGGGUGCCUAUCACCGGAUGCAGCAAUCGGAACACGCUGGUGAAUACGGGGAUUUCGAGCACAUAGCUACCAGUGGACCGUCGACACCUUCGAUUACUCCAGUCAAGAAUCUGAAGACAGCGAAAUCGUCUAGAGCUCGGACUGCGCCAAAAGAAAUCAAGCCUCCACGGAAAAAGCGGAAAGUUUACCACACCUCAGAGUCGGAAGCGGAAUUCUCACAAGCAGACACUUCUGAAGACGCGAUGUCGAUCGUUUUGCCGAAUAAUGACGAUGAUGUUGAUAGCGACGAAAAUAUAGUUCUCAACAGUUCUCAACAGUCUCAGGUUGACGACGCCAUUUGCAAAGUAUGCAAUCGUGACGAGGACGAGGACAAGCUGCUUCUUUGCGACGGGUGCGACCAAGGGGUGCAUCUAUAUUGUUUGGACCCUCCGCUGGACGAAGUCCCCGAAGACGAUUAUUUUUGUUCAGAAAGAUGCCGGGAAACAAAGCUUGGGAAGCCGGGAGUGCCCAAACGCAUCACAAGAAGUCAGGUCGCGGCGAGACCGCAACCGGUGGUAUCUGUUGAAGCACCACCUGUGGAGAUGGUUCCAGAAACUACCGAAUUCGCCUCCCGACCAGAUCAUGCGGAGUCAGAAACUCCCCUGGCCAUUCCGAUCCCACACGAUCCCGGACCCGCUCAACGGACACCGAAACGCCGACAUGUACCGACGAUCACAUAUGUCCGACGUCAAAACCUAUUAUCAAAAUUGCUGCAGGAAAAGAAAAUUUUGGAAGUUGGGCGACUCCUCUUGGAAGCCUACCACAACUUCUCGAUGAAAGACGGCCAAUCUAACCUUCACAAAGUGGAUUUGAAGACACUUCGACGUACCGCCGUUACAAUGGAAGCGGACAACCUGCUGAAAAUAUGCACGGUCAGCUUUCCCCAGAUCAGUGGGAAGAAUGUCACGAAAACACUGCUUCUUGACAAGUCACUGAAAGUUGACGACUUUGAAGUGGAGCAGUAUAUCGAAAUGAUGCGAGAUCGUCAGGCAGUCCUCCCCCCCGGCGUUCCAUUGGCCAAGGGGCAAGUGGAACACCUGGAAGUGGAGCGAUUGUCUGAUAUAAGGAAGCGCCUAGGGGCGCCUCUGACAUCGACCGCAACUAACGUCGACAGCGGGUCGGAAAAAGAAGACAGCGAAGCGCCACAACGCACGGCUGGAAGCAAAGCUCUUCGAAACGCUUACGCAGAGCAACCGCCACUCUAUUUUGCACAGCAGUGCGGAUAUGUCAAUGCGUCCAUAUUGCGGGCACGAAUACUUCACGAAUGGCUUGCAGAACACAUGCUAGACAAAAAGGACGCUUCGCAUCGUACCCCGGUCUCCAUUUCAGCAGGUCCCUUCCGCAACAGCGGAGUCUUCCCCGCCAGUAUGUUCACGCGCGAUCUGCCAUUCGACGUAUAUCUGAAGAUUGUGGGUCAUCAGCAACCUAGUCAAGCUUUCGCUGACUUCAUGCAUAAAACCAAUCACAGUGACAUCAGGAUGGCUGAUCUUCCGCUUGCGCUACGGAAGGAGAUCUUUGGUCCCAGUUUAGCACGUUUUCGGCGUUUGAUCAAUCAAUCAGUCGACAUUCUGCUUGCGCUACAACUUCUUUUCCCAAACUCCGGAGCUACGAACAUGACGCCGAAUGUAGAGGCGAAUGAGGCCAAAGCACAAAAUCAGCUCCGUACUGCAUACUACUUGCCAAGCGUAUUACCGUUGUACGACUACAUGUCCGACCCGGAGCGCCUGCUUCGUACCUAUACGGUGAGGAGCUUCUCAGACAUUCAGAUGUUUUGGUUGAACCUUGAACACGAUUGCCUGCGUGGCCUGGAUGACAAACGGGCCGUCCCAAUGUCGGACACUGAAGGGGAGGCGAGGAGCGAAAGCAAAACGGCUCCUACGUAUCUGUACGCGGGAGGUCAGCAGCUUGCCAUGCUGAACAUUAAAUCCAACUGGACAGCAACUUUCCCGUAUACGGAAGCUCAGUUGAAGGUUCUCGGUUCACACGUCGAUACCAAGGCCUUCACCACGCCUCUCCGCAACGAUCCGCUCUGCAAAAGACUCUCAGAAGAGACCGGAUUAGCUUUGGCUCGGGUCAAAUACUAUUACCAUCGCGCGGAAGACAAGUUCCAGAAGAAGCAGCAGGCACGGGAAAAAUCAGCCUCUACGCGACGACAAAAUGCUUUGCUCAAACGUCAAAAGGCGACAGAACGGCAAAGAUUGGCCCCUACGCCUUCACAAAAUGAGGUCACCGCCGAGGACCACAUGACCAGGAGUCAGCGCGCGGGUCUGCGCGUGAAGCAAACAAUCGAAAGCCAGAGGGAAGGGCGACUCGUUGGAAGGCGGACGUACAGAGCUGGGACUGGCAAUGCAGCGGCUGCUGGAAAAGGGCCAGCCGCAGCGGCCGCCUCCUCUUUAGAAGAUGUCAAUCAUGAGACGGUUCCCGUGAUCGUGGAUGAAGAACGCUACCAAACUCAAUACAGGCAGAUAGCUAAGCGAGUUCGCGCCAUAUGGUCGCAUGAAGAUGACGAAUUACUGCUUCACGCGUAUGCAAUGUUACGCGAACAUGCGGAUGCAAGGUUUCAUUGGGACAGACUAGCUCCUUUAUUCCAAGGGUUUGGUUAUGACCCGGACGACCGCAGAAAGAUUCGCAAUAACUGCCGUCGGCGUAUUGCAGUAUUGUACAGGACGGCGGAGUCACGCAUCAGCAGCCUGCUCGCCCAAUGGCCCAACAUCCGACGGAAAGGAAUUGACGAAGGCGUGUUCACUCAAGCGGAGUUCGAUGAAGCGCACCCAGCAUCGUUGGAGAAAAUGGCGAAUUACUUCAUGCGCAACAACGUAUCUGUUUUCGAAGAGGUGGUCGAGCCAGGAGCCCUCGUACAUCUGCCAAAGACCCCGGAUGCGCUCGAAGCACUAUUCGAACUCAAAGAUUUGUCAAAUGUGAAACCUCAUCCGGAGGACCUAGAAGAGGACGUCGAUGAGAGACCGACACAACGGAGUAAAAUGUCUGCUCUCUACGCCAGGUCGCUCACGCUGCAAGCCGAGAAAGAGUCGCAUUUGACGCAUCCCCGUAAUGUGCCAAACAUUGGUUAUCUUGAGGAGAGUGUUGCUAGAGCCGUGAUCAAGAUGAUAUUGCUAACCCCUGAAGCAAGCUACCAAUCUUCGCAUGCCUUCUGGAUACUACAAGCGUUCAAUUCUGAUGUCAUAGAGACGGCAGUGCGCAAAUUAAAUGCCACGCAAACAAUUGUGAAAGUCAAAGGAUCGACGGAUAGGAGAGUCCCGGGCCGUGGUUACGUCCUUUCCGAUAAGUUCCUUUCGAGUAUUACAGGAGUUCUGCCGGAUCGCAUACUGCCACAAGCAUUGGCUUUUCGAUCGAGUUUACUUGAACAAUUGAAAGACAGCCCAUCAUGCAUUUUCGAGCCAUUUACCAAUAGUGGUUCCAUGAUGGUUCUGCUGGAAGCAACGAGCUGCCGAAUAGUACGGCUGCAACCGAAGUUCUUGGAAAAGAAUAUUUCGUUCAACCGCGUGAUGGAUGUCCAUGAAGAUCCGGCGAAAGGUCAUUUCGACGUGCGUAUAAUAAGGACCCCGAUGCUUGAAACGAGCAGUGCAGUAGCAAGCGAACGGGCAAACGGGGCUUCGGACGCCAACCAAGCCGUCAUCGAGACCAAACUCCCUUAUGGCCCGCACGGAACAUUGAGCGAUGGAGCUACACUCAACGCAAUUGCCUUGGAGACGGAGGACGAUCGGCCGUGGUUGGAAAAAGUCUACCAGAUCGUCAAGGAGGCUGGUGACAUCGCGAUAUCCUUAACCGACCUGGAGCACAAGUUCACAAACUGGGGAGGGGCGCUACCAUGCCUGCGACGAUGUUUGGCGAGUUUCGAAGCCUCAUCUCAGGGGACCGGCGAGCCACCGGUCAUCGUCAAAGUCGGCUUCGAUGACGUGCGAUAUGUGUUACGUGAGUACGUCAACAGAUGGCAGAUUCCAGUGUACCCCGAACGCACGGACACGGAUACGAACGUCGACAUCCAGCCAACGACGUUUGUCCCGGCGAGGAUGUGGUACGACAUCCACGGGAAUGCCGUUAAUGCUGUCAAACGUGCCUGUCUGGAAGUUGUACUUGGGAUCAUGGUCAAGAAGCCAGGCAUUUAUGAGUCCAAGAUCUUCGAGAGAGUCGAAAGCCUGAUGACCAGGAUGGAUCUCAUGGAGGUGCUGGACAUCUUGGUUCAGAGAGGGGCCUGCUCACGACAGACAAUCGUGAAAGCACCUCCCAUUACGAACGUGUUUGACGCGUUGUUUGGCUCUUCUGGAGUGGAGACGAGUCCAUGCAUCAUUGAGGGUGAUGACGAGUCCUUCAGCGACAGGAAAAUCAAUUGCUAUUGGCCCUUGCCUCAUUGGUACAUGAAAACGUCAUAGGUCAAUAAGGUUGAAGGGUUCGAUCGAGUUGCCUUGUCAUGCAGUCUUGGAGGCCAUACUUUAGUGCUCCAAGUUCGAAAUC
Fimicolochytrium jonesii is the source of this 6056-nucleotide messenger RNA. RefSeq lists its product as uncharacterized. The coding region runs from base 161 to 5974 and encodes 1937 amino acids. The transcript has 14 exons. The record is from RefSeq and is a predicted model, not a curated record. NCBI's taxonomy places the organism in Eukaryota, Fungi, Chytridiomycota, Chytridiomycetes, Spizellomycetales, Powellomycetaceae. Gene Ontology annotation, molecular function: DNA binding. Gene Ontology annotation, cellular component: transcription factor TFIIIC complex. Gene Ontology annotation, biological process: transcription initiation at RNA polymerase III promoter; 5S class rRNA transcription by RNA polymerase III.